GCAAGGGCACUUGUGCAUUUACUUCAGCCUCACGCCGAUUGUCAAGGCGUGUGUGUGUAAAGCAUCGUGGCCAUGGCAACCGCGAGUGUUCUCCAUAAAUAGUCCUUGAGACCCUAUUCACGGAAUUGGGCAAAUUGUAAAACGCACACACGGGCCAUUCUGCAAACAAAUCCUGCAAUAGCCCUUUUCUAUGAGUAUCGCAUUAAUCAAGGGCUUAACAAGGCGCGCCAUGCCUUAAGCAAACCCUCCUUUGCCACCGCCUUUCUGAUAGUUUUUCCACUAAAUGUCAAAGGUCGGCGGCCGUGGUGAGCGCAUAGAGCAAAUCGGUCAUUAUUUUCUGCUUACCGCCGACUAAAGCGGCCUCAGGGGGUGAAGACUUUGGACUGGACGGCUGGCCUCCAAACGGUUCACUUACAAUAAGGCAGGUUUGGCUUUAACACGAUGCAGUUGAAACUCCCCAAGUCGCAGCACCUUGACGGGAUGGCCAGGCAGCUGCCAUGAGUAGGUUCUAGUCGUCAGAAACGUGGUUCACACUCUCGGGAUUGGUACGAGUUCAUCACCGCUACAUCAACUGACUGUGUACCAAACGCACCUGCCGUCUAUCCCCCAGAGCCGCCAAAAACCGAGCCGUUUAUCGUGUCCCUGAGCCGGCGGCAAACAUGCGGAUAGGCUGGAUCGUCGACAUGGCGUCUAAGUGACUUCUGAUGAAGACCACUAUCUGGACAACAAGCAGACAUGAAUACCACCGCUUGGAUGUCUUCAUCGUCGGCACAAGCCUCGCAGGGCUUCAUUGUCAGCCACGUUCCGCGGACGACGCCUUACGACGACGUCGAACCGACAGCCGUCAACGUCACGACGUCGUACGACGUAGUCCCGUCAGCUGAAUACUUCAACAUCGACGUCAACGUCACGUUCUUCAACAACGUCUCGUCGAACGUCAGCGUCACGACGCUGGGCCCGCCUCCGCCGAACACGUGCCCGCCCGGGUUCUUCUGCCGAGAGUACUGGGACCUCGCGCAGAUCCUCGGCGUGCAGAUUUUCUUCAUCAUCUUCUACGUCACUAUUAUUCUACUGGCCGUGGUGGGGAACGCCAUGGUGCUGUGGACAGUCUGGAGAAACAAGAAGCUGCGAACGGUGACGAACUAUUUCAUCAUGAACCUGGCCGCGACGGACUUGGUGGUGGGGUUGUUCGUGGUGUUGUUUAAGCUGCUGGAGUUCGCCACGCCCGUGGCAGUGGACUUCUUUAACGUGCCCCUGUGCACCGCGCUGAACUUUCUCCAACCCGUCUUCGUGGGGGCCAGCAUGCUCACGCUGGUGGCCGUGUCGUUUGAAAGGUUCAAUGCCAUCUGCCGCCCUCUGGACACCAAGUUCACCAGUAAAAAGCGGAUCGUCGCCAUGUUGGUUGCCGUGUGGGUCGUUCCCAUGGUGCUUUGCUCCCUCCAGCUGAUCCCAGCCGCGUUCUUCCGGAUGCGCCUGAGCAGUGAGAUGGGAACCAUCAGCCGGGCCCGCUGUCUGGAUGACAUCCCCAACACCAUCGGGGACCCGACCUGGUACCACGUGACGCUGUUCCUGGUACUGUACGCCCUCCCCCUGCUGUUCAUCAGCGUGGUGUGCGUGCGGAUCGUGCUGAGGCUUCGCGCCAUGGAGACGCCAGGCAGUCAGCUGGUCAACGACAGGGACAUGGCCAGGAAACGGGACAAGAACAAGAAGAUGGUGACGCGAAUGGUGAUCGCCGUGGCGGCUGCCUUCGCCGUGUGCUGGACGCCGUUCUACGUCAUGAACAUGUCUGCGCUGAACCCGGACACAAACUUCAUCGCCAACAGUAACCUGUUCUUCUGGCACACGCUCAUGUACGGCCUGGGCUUCCUCAACUCCGCCAUCAACCCGGUCAUCUACAUCGUCAUGAGCGACAAGUUCCGCCGCGGCUUCUACACCGUCUUCUGCUGCGUGCCCUGCCGGAAGCUGUGCAGGUUCUCCGCGGAGAUGGCCAACUCCAAGAUGCUCUCCCACAGCAGCACCUCCGCGCCCAAUCAGUCCCUCUCAACCUCGCCCAGGAGAAACCUGGCGGUGGUCCACAAAAACAGCCCCAAACUCGUGAAGAGAGUUUCGUUCGCGAAAGACCUAACCCUGACCACGAAGGUGAAGGUAUACGGUAAUCGCCGUAUGGUAGACACUGAUGAUCAGAUAAAGGAGGCUGAUGAGGAUAAGGCCAGAGCGAGUCCGGGAGUGAAGCGGAAGACCACCUGGAGGAACCCCGCCAGGGAGAGGAGGUGGCUGAAACUGAGCUGGAGAAAAAUCACAAAGAGAGUGAGCAGCCGGAGCAACGCCGACUCCGGAGUGUACAGCAUCAGCGGAGAACCUCCCGACAUUGCCACCCACGAAGACCUGUGCAAUGACCUGCCGCCAGAAGACGGCAACCAGAAAACUGGCGCGAACGCGUGCCCUGAGUCAGCAGAUGCCGACGAUGUUAGUGCAAUCCACAGUGACCAUGCAAUCGCAAACGUAGACAUCCACAUAGACAUUGGCGGCAACGACAACCUGUCCUAUAGCCACGCACCAGAAGGAACUACGCAAUCCCUUCACCAGGAAGAUGUCACGAUACCGGAAGGGUUUGAGAUCGCGCCGGGUUACGACCAGUACUCCUCCGAGGAAGAGGACACGGUGCCGGACUUCAGCGACAUCCCGGACUUCCAGGAGUACUGCUACACGCUGGCGCCAGCCCUGCCCAAGAAACCGCUGAAGAGAGGGUUCCGGAGAACCUCCACCUCUCUGACAAGCGCCGUGGAGGUUUAGAGACAGCUGCUAUAUAUACUGUUGUUUAUAUUCGUGCUCUAUGAUAUGGACAGAAAUGACACUUUAAGCACGAUAGUGUCCUCGCUUAUUGCCACAUUUGAUUUCAGCAAUCAACAAUGGAAAUUCCUCCUUAAGUUUAGCGCUGACACCAGUUCUUAUACCUCUCUAACAAACCAUGUAGAAGUUAGCGACAGUUGCUAUACAUUAACGUGAGAAGUUUGGGUCCAUUUAGGAUCCAGGUAAAAGGUAUCUAACAGUAACACAUACAGCAUGCAGAGAGGAUCAGAUCUUGUCUCUUCUGCCAUUUAUCCAUUUACACACGUACCAGGGUAUGUAUCUUAAUAAAGGGUGCAAAAAACACCAGACACUGACCCAAAAUAAACAGACUCCAACAAAGUUGUUGACGAAAUUUUGUUAUUGUUUCAAACUUUAUCCAUCUUAACCAUCUCAAUAUUCCUUUAGUGUCUGACUGAUACAAGGAGCAGUUGAGGAUAGGAGUACUGUGCAGUCAUGUACUGUAAGUGUUGCUUGGG
This is a messenger RNA of Branchiostoma floridae (Florida lancelet), 3326 nucleotides long. Its product is annotated as neuropeptide FF receptor 2-like. The record is from RefSeq and is a predicted model, not a curated record. Lineage: Eukaryota; Metazoa; Chordata; Leptocardii; Amphioxiformes; Branchiostomatidae. Gene Ontology annotation, cellular component: membrane. The transcript has 4 exons. Gene Ontology annotation, biological process: G protein-coupled receptor signaling pathway. Gene Ontology annotation, molecular function: G protein-coupled receptor activity. The coding region runs from base 736 to 2793 and encodes 685 amino acids.